Messenger RNA from Carcharodon carcharias (great white shark), 3537 nucleotides. RefSeq names its product histone deacetylase 9-like. The coding region runs from base 1 to 3318 and encodes 1105 amino acids. Lineage: Eukaryota; Metazoa; Chordata; Chondrichthyes; Lamniformes; Lamnidae. Gene Ontology annotation, molecular function: histone deacetylase activity. The record is from RefSeq and is a predicted model, not a curated record. Gene Ontology annotation, cellular component: histone deacetylase complex. Gene Ontology annotation, biological process: negative regulation of transcription by RNA polymerase II; chromatin organization. The transcript has 25 exons.
AUGCUGCAGACUAUUUAUGAGACUGAAUCAUGUUUCUCCUCAGAUGGGGUUUCUGGGCGAGAGCAGCCGAUCCAGCUGUUGGCUCAGGACCGAAUGCACAGUAUGCUCAACUCAGUUGAAGUCAGCUCGCCACUUCCAGUGGCGCUACAACCAACCGCUCCAGUAGACUUACGAACUGACCUGCGGAUCACAAUGCCAGCUGUGGACCCGACUGCAAGAGAACACCAGUUGCAGCAAGAACUCCUCCUGUUGCAGCAGCAACAACAGCUUCAGAAACAGCUUCUCUUUGCUGAGUUCCAGAAACAGCAUGAAACCCUCACCAGACAGCACCAAGUCCAGCUUCAGGAACACCUCAAGCAACAACAGGAACUGCUAGCUGUGCAACACCAGCAGGAGCUUCUGGAACAGGAACGUAAACUGGAGAAACAGCGCCAGGAACAAGCGUUCGGACGACAGCUACGGGAACAGCACCUUCUAAUUCUUCGAAAUAAAGAAAGGGGCAGAGAAAGUGCUGUGGCCAGUAGUGAGGUCAAACAGAAACUUCAGGAGUUCCUGUUGAGCAAAUCAGCAAAAGAGUCUGCAUCAAGUGGACAGAACCAUUCCUUCCCCCAACAUCCCAAACACUGGUAUAAGGGGGCCCACCAUGCUUCACUGGACCAGAGUUCACCACCACAGAGUGGAACUUCUCCAUCAUAUAAGCAGUCAUUACCGGGAGUUAAUGACACAAAGGAUGAUUUUCCCCUGCGGAAAACUGCCUCAGAGCCAAAUUUGAAGGUGCGUUCCAAGUUAAAACAGAAAGUGGCAGAGAGGAGGAGUAGUCCGUUAUUGCGCAGAAAAGAUGGCACCAUUAUCAGCACCUUCAAGAAGAGAACGCUUGAGAGAACAGGUUCCUCAGUUUGUAACAGUGCCCCAGGAUCUGGCCCCAGCUCUCCCAAUAAUAGCUCCAGCGGCUUGUCAAUAGAGAAUGGAUUAUCGAAUUCACAUGCUGAGCAGUUGCUGCCACAUCACAGGAUUCUGAAUUGGGAUGGAUCAGUGAAUGCACUAAAUCUCUACACAUCACCAUCAUUACCCAAUAUUACUCUGGGUCUCCCAGCUCCAGCUGUCUCAUCUGCCUCCUCUCACAUUAACGCCUCAACAACAAAUCAAAAUACUGACAGACAUACCAUCCAGGGAUUGAAUCAGGGGACAGUCCUUCCUGGACAGUUCAGAGGAAGUAUUCCCUUAUCUGCUUACUUGCCACCUGCUCCUUUUGAUGGGAAGGUUAACAGCACCCAUCAUGCUCUGCUACAGCACGUACUUCUGAUGGAACAGGCUCGAAAACAGAGUCCCCUCACAACUGGUGUGGCUCCUCUUCAUGCUCAUUCUCCAUUUGCAGCAGCAGGCGAGAGAUUAUCACCAACCCUCAGAGCUUCAAACAAGUUGCCACACCACAGGCCACUUAAUCGAACACACUCUGCGCCACUCCCACAAAGCACACAAGCCCUGGCACAACUGGUUGUUCAACAGCAACAUCAACAGUUCCUGGAAAAACAAAAGCAGUACCAGCAGCAGAUGCAGUUGACCAAGACACUUUCCAAACCCCACGAGCAGCUUCAACAGCCUGAAAGCCACCCUGAGGAGACAGAAGAAGAACUCUGCCAACAGCAGGCUUUACAGGAGGAUGAGGGGCCUCCCUGUCAUAGCAACAAGAGCCACAGCAAUGGUACCUAUGAGAGACCAACAGGAGAACUUCAGCCAAACAUUGUGCAGGUGAAACAGGAGCCCCCAGACAGCGAUGAUGAAAUCCAAUUCAAACAGAGCGAUCCUGCGGAGAAGGCAACAUUUUUCCACCAGCAGCUCCUGGAUCACCAGCGUGUCCACCAACUUCGACUGUACCAAGCUCAGAUGGCUAUGGUUGGCAUGACAGGAUUAGACAAACACAGGCUUGUUUCCAGGACACAGUCGUCCCCUGCUGCUUCCACAUUACCACAUUCUUCUACGGACCAUCCCAUCAGGCACGUCUACACCACUGGAGUAGCCUAUGACACCAUCAUGCUUAAACACCAGUGCAUCUGUGGUAACCAUAGCAAUCACCCUGAGCAUGCUGGGAGGAUACAGAGCAUCUGGUCAAGGUUGCAGGAAACAGGAUUGCUCAGCAUUUGUGAGCAAAUCCGAGGUCGAAAAGCCACUUUGGAGGAAAUACAAAUGGUUCACUCUGAAUAUCAUUCGCUGCUCUUUGGUACCAACCUCCUCAACAGGCAAAGGCUGGACACAAGCAAGCUGUUAGGAUCUGUCACGCAACAUUUCUUCACUGCUCUCCCAUGUGGGGGUCUCGGAGUGGACAGUGACACCAUUUGGAAUGAGAUGCACUCGUCCAGUGCUGCACGCAUGGCCGUUGGCUGUGUCAUUGAGAUGGCUUCCAAAGUGGCCUCUGGAGAGCUAAAGAAUGGAUUUGCUGUUGUCAGGCCCCCUGGCCAUCAUGCCGAAGAGUCCACUGCCAUGGGGUUCUGCUUCUUUAAUUCUGUGGCAAUUACUGCCAAGUACUUGAAGCACAAGCUAAAUAUAGGCAAGAUAUUAAUCGUGGACUGGGAUGUUCACCAUGGUAACGGUACACAGCAAGCCUUUUAUAAUGACCCCAACGUGCUUUAUAUUUCCCUCCACCGUUAUGAUGAAGGAAACUUCUUCCCUGGUAGUGGAGCCCCAGACGAGGUUGGAAGCGGCCCUGGUGAAGGCUUCAAUGUGAAUAUCGCCUGGACAGGUGGUCUUGAUCCCCCCAUGGGAGAUGUGGAAUACCUUACAGCUUUCAGGACUGUGGUCAUGCCAAUCGCCAGUGAGUUCAAUCCAGAUGUGGUUUUGGUAUCAGCUGGUUUUGAUGCAGUCGAAGGUCAUGCCUCUCCAUUGGGUGGAUACAAAGUCAAAGCCAAAUGUUUUCAGUACCUUACUAAGGAGCUAAUGAGAUUGGCAAAAGGACGUGUGAUUUUGGCUCUGGAAGGUGGGCACAAUCUUACUGCCAUCUGUGAAGCAUCAGAAGCCUGCUUUUACGCCCUGCUAGGAAAUGAGCUGGAGCCUCUUCCCCAAGAAGUUCAGCUUCAGAAGCCAAACGCCAAUGCCGUAGCUUCUCUGGAAAAAACAAUUGAAAUUCAAAGAAAAUAUUGGAAAUCUGUACAACAAUAUGCCUCAGAAGUUGACUGGUCUCUCAAAGAUGCCCAAAACCUGGAGAGAAAAGAAACAGAAACAGUGACUGCCAUGGCAUUACUUUCAGUGGAUACCAAACAGAGACACUCACAGAAAGAGAGCAGAACGUCUGAUGAACCAAUGGAAGAAGAGCCAGCUUUGUGAAGUGCCAAGUUCAUCCAGCUAUUUCCUUAACAUGACAUCAUUGUUGGUCCCCUAAGACUCUCCCAGACAUGUCGUGUCUGCUGUUUGGGUAGUAUAAAUCAGCUGGAUCUUUCAGACAGGGCAGCCUGCAAACAGUGACAAUUUCUCUUGAUCUUGGAAUACUUAAAAAGACACAUCUAUAAAGUUAUUUUUUCAAAUAAAGGAAUGUCUUACAGGUCA